Messenger RNA from Cannabis sativa, 2176 nucleotides. RefSeq names its product polyadenylate-binding protein RBP47. The coding region runs from base 546 to 1820 and encodes 424 amino acids. Gene Ontology annotation, cellular component: cytosol. The record is from RefSeq and is a predicted model, not a curated record. Lineage: Eukaryota; Viridiplantae; Streptophyta; Magnoliopsida; Rosales; Cannabaceae. The transcript has 6 exons. Gene Ontology annotation, molecular function: mRNA binding.
GGGCGAAGCCAAACAUAACAAUAAGGAGGAAGCCCUCUAAGGCAUGUGGCAAUGUUGGCGGCGGAUCCAGAAAAAGAUAGCGAUAAACCCCAGAGCUAAGCUUGCAACUCUUUUAAGUAAGUAACCCCGACUCAUUGCCUUUGUAUCAACGGCUCAGAUUAAAUUUUAUGUUUUAUAUCCGAUGGCUGAAACAAUAACCGCGUUUUACGAAGCCAACCCAUGAAUCUGUCAUCUUAAAUAAAAACAAAAUAAACAAAGGCCAAUUUUCCUCACUAUUUAUAAGUUUUACAAGACCCUAACCGUGUUCCUCCUUUUAGAGAGUUUUCUUCUUCCUCUAGUUUCUCCAGCCUCCGCCCCCAUCUCCUUAAACCCUUCACCCUCACUCUCUCUCUCCCUCUCUUAUCUUUCUCUCUCUCUCAACAAAGGAGAAUAAGAAAAGAAACUGUUCAAGAUCAUUAAUUGGGUGGGUGCAGGCUAAUAUUAGUUUGAAUCUGCUUUUUGUACUGAUAUAGGAAGGAAGUAAGAUAUAAUAAAAAGCAGAAAAUAUGCAAUCGAACAGUUCUGAUUCGUCGCAACCACAACAGCAACAGGAGCAGAAUCAACGGCCGCAGCAGCAGCAGCAACAACAACAACCACAUCCUCAGCAGCACCCGCAAUGGAUGGCGAUGCAGUACCCAGCGGCGGCUAUGGUAAUGCAGCACCAGAUGAUGCCACCUCAGCAUUACUCGCCGUCGCCGCAGCACUACAUGGCGUACCACCAGUAUCAGCAGCACCACCCACACCAACAGCUGCCGGGAUCUGGCGGCAGUGAGAAUAAGACUAUUUGGGUCGGAGAUUUGCACCAUUGGAUGGAUGAAAAUUACCUCCAUAACUGCUUUGCCUCAACUGGGGAGAUUUCUUCCAUUAAAAUUAUACGCAAUAAGCAGACUGGUUUGUCUGAGGGCUAUGGCUUUGUGGAGUUUUUUUCACACGCAACAGCAGAGAAAGUUCUGCAGAACUAUACUGGCAUUUUGAUGCCAAAUACAGAUCUGCCUUUUCGCCUCAACUGGGCAACAUUUAGCACCGGCGAAAAGCGUUCAGAUAAUAAUGCCUCUGAUCUUUCAAUUUUUGUAGGAGAUUUAGCUGCAGAUGUUACAGAUAGACUAUUGCACGAAACUUUUGCCAGUAAAUAUCCAUCUGUUAAAGCUGCAAAAGUUGUCUUUGAUGCCAAUACUGGCCGUUCAAAGGGUUAUGGAUUCGUAAGGUUUGGAGAUGAUAGUGAAAGGACUCAGGCAAUGACCGAAAUGAAUGGUGUUUAUUGUUCCAGCAGACCUAUGAGAAUUGGUGCUGCAACUCCAAGGAAGUCCUCUGGAUAUAAUCAACAUGGAGGGUAUGCACCUAAUGGUGCAUCAACCCAAGGCUUCCAAUCUGAAGGAGAUUCUUCAAACACAACAAUAUUUGUUGGAGGGCUUGACCCUAAUGUUACUGAUGAAGAUCUCAGGCAACCAUUCUCUCAGUAUGGAGAAAUAGCCUCAGUUAAAAUCCCAGCUGGAAAAGGAUGUGGAUUUGUACAAUUUGCCAACAGAAAUAAUGCAGAGGAUGCACUGCAGAAGUUGAAUGGAACAGUAAUUGGGAAGCAAACGGUUCGUCUCUCAUGGGGCCGCAAUCCAGCCAAUAAGCAGUUCAGAGGGGAUUUUGGCAACCAAUGGAGCGGGGCAUACUAUGGAGGACACGUUUACGAUAACUAUGGAUAUGCACUACCACCUCAUGAUCCAACCAUGUACCCUGCAGCAUAUGGAGCUUAUCCUAUGUAUGGAAGUCAUCAGCAGCAAGUAAACUGAUCCAAGCCUCAAAUCUGUUUAUGGCAGCCAUCGAAGAACAAGUGAGCAACUUACCAAAUGCUUCCACCUGAAAAUGGCAUCCAUCAGCAGAAAAGCAAAGCUUGUGAGCUACAAAGAAGUAGUUCUAGUAGUUUGACCUGUUCAUGACUCUAGAACCUGUGAUUAUGUAACUCGGUCGCUUGGUGCUGUAGGAUUCUUAUUAAUCCCUCCUUUUAAAGGAGUGGAACUGAAUUUUGAUAAAAGUGAGGUAGUGUUAUAGUUGGUUAAUAAUUUAGCUAGAGCUAGACUCUCAGAAUUCAGAAAAGAAUUAUUGAAAUGCAUGGCCUGAAAUAUUAUUUAUCUCAAGUUUGCAGCAA